CUGCACGUGAGAGCUGUGGGGUCGGUCCUGGCGCUGCCAAUCCCACGUCCCAAACAGCGCUGUGGUUUCUCCGCAGGAUCGAGAGCUACUCCUGCAAGAUGGCCGGCGACGACAAGCACAUGUUCAAGCAGUUCUGCCAGGAGGGCCAACCCCACGUCCUGGAGGCCCUGUCGCCCCCUCAGACCACGGGGAUCAGCCCCAGCAGGCUCAGCAAGAGUCAGAGCGGUGACGAAGAGGGGCCGCUGAGCGACAAGUGCAGCCGCAAGACGCUCUUCUACCUGAUCGCGACGCUCAACGAGUCUUUCCGGCCCGACUACGACUUCAGCGCCGCCAAGAGCCACGAGUUCAGCCGGGAGCCCAGCCUCAAUUGGGUGCGUGGGUCCCGGGGGGCUUGGGGAGGGGGCACCCGGCUCUGUGGAGCCGCAGGGUGAGUCAGCGGGGAGCUU
Lagopus leucura (white-tailed ptarmigan) is the source of this 446-nucleotide messenger RNA. It is a transcript of the gene MAF1, whose product is annotated as MAF1 homolog, negative regulator of RNA polymerase III. Lineage: Eukaryota; Metazoa; Chordata; Aves; Galliformes; Phasianidae. Gene Ontology annotation, cellular component: nucleus. The record is from RefSeq and is a predicted model, not a curated record. Gene Ontology annotation, biological process: negative regulation of transcription by RNA polymerase III. The transcript is spliced from 2 exons. Gene Ontology annotation, molecular function: RNA polymerase III core binding. The annotation marks the transcript as partial.